Messenger RNA from Adineta ricciae, 687 nucleotides. Lineage: Eukaryota; Metazoa; Rotifera; Eurotatoria; Adinetida; Adinetidae. The record is from the annotation of a GenBank genome assembly.
AUGGCGAAAGCAACAGCAGCUAAUUUCACUGAUGAGCCGUACUAUACAAGCGAACAAAUUCCAAUCCCACCUGAACUACCUGAUAUCUUACUUCAAUUCUCGAAAGCUGCUAUACGUACACAACCAACAGAUGUUCUUGCAUGGAGUGCCGCAUAUUUUCGAGCAUUAGCAAAUGGCGAAACACCACCAGUUAAAGAACGUCUCGAAAUGCCAUUAGCAACGCAAAAAAUUGAUACAGGUCUAACGAUGGGUUUGAUUAAAAUCUUACAUAAACAACUCUCGCCAAAAGGUAAACUGUCAUUACAAGAAAUUCAAAACAAAUUUGAUGAUAUCAAAAUUCCACGUGAACAAUUCGAUGAUAUUGUACAAAUCGGAGCUUUCAAUGGUGAAGUUCAAUGGGACUCAUUUCUUGCCAUAACUGUUUCGAAAAUAGCCAAAAACAUUACUGAUACUUUGAUAAAAAUCUGCGAAUUAUUAACAAGCGAUCCGCCGGGUGCUAACGCUCGUAUUCCGUUCGAUGUUUGGAAGAAAUACUAUCGAUAUUUAGCUGAACUUGACGGUGAUAUAACCGAAGAGCAUGUUAAACAAGUGAUCGACUACCUAGCAAAUGAAUGGGUCAUUCGACAAAAUGGUUUGAUUCAUCCGAGAAAUUUCAUUCAUCCUGAAUGUCCUAAACUCGAUGCAUAG